AUGGCCUGGUCUCUGGCACAUGAAACUAGCAGCGCCCAAUCUCCCCACCUCCGCCUCUGGGAGCUCGCGGGCAUCUACUCGGGUCUCACCGUGCAGGAUGAUGAGGUGUCGGUCAAGGAGGAUGAGGUCAAUGCUCUCAUUAAAACAUUGGGUGUAAAUGUUGAAUCUUUCUGGCCAGGCUUGUUUGCAAAGGCCCUGGCCCACGUCAACAUCGUCAACAUCAGGAGCCUUGUCCAUAAGGUGGGGGCUGGUGGUUCUGUCCCAGCAGCUGGGCCUGCCCCCUCCACCAUUGCUGCCCCAACUGAGGAGAAGAAAGUGGAAGCAAAGAAAGAAGAAUCAGAGGAGUCUGAUGAUGAUGUGGGCUUUAGUCUUUUGACUAAAUCUCUUCUUUAACCUGUUCAAUAAAAAGCUGAACUCUUAUAAAU
Molecule: messenger RNA, 425 nt
Organism: Prionailurus viverrinus (fishing cat)
Lineage: Eukaryota; Metazoa; Chordata; Mammalia; Carnivora; Felidae
Product: 60S acidic ribosomal protein P1-like
Exons: 2
Coding region: 1-393 (130 amino acids)
Biological process (GO): cytoplasmic translation
Cellular component (GO): cytosolic large ribosomal subunit
Molecular function (GO): ribonucleoprotein complex binding; structural constituent of ribosome; protein kinase activator activity
Source: RefSeq, a predicted model, not a curated record